Messenger RNA from Orbicella faveolata, 1801 nucleotides. RefSeq names its product RING finger protein 151-like. Gene Ontology annotation, molecular function: ubiquitin-protein transferase activity. Lineage: Eukaryota; Metazoa; Cnidaria; Anthozoa; Scleractinia; Merulinidae. Gene Ontology annotation, biological process: protein ubiquitination. The record is from RefSeq and is a predicted model, not a curated record.
GAAUUAAUGAAAUUUAGUGGGGAUCCUUUGGAGUAUGCAGAGUUUGUCACGAACUUUAGAGAUAACAUUGAAAGCCAAGUAUAUGAUGAAUCACAGAGACUUACGCACCUGCUUGCACAAUCUACAGGAAAGGCUAGGGAGGCGAUUAGAAGCUGUGUGAAUUUGCCAGUGGGCUAUAGGCAUAUAGCACGCCAUCUGUAGCAAAAUUACCUUUCCACAUAUUACGACAUAUUACGACUCAUAUUACGACAUAUUAUGACAUAUUACUACUCAUCAUGUGUCGAAAAGAUAUGAAACAGGUCGAAAUAGGUCGAAAUAAGUAAUGUGAUAUCAUCAUGUCAUGUAAUUCUAUCUCGAAAUAAGAUGGUUGUCAUGGCUAUACCAUGUAAUGCGAAGCUCGUAAUGAAGUAUACCAUGUAAUGUGAAGCCAGUAGUGACAUUCAAACCCCUGGUUACCGCCUGUCAAGGACACAAACUGUUCUCCUACACGAAGUCUAUUUACCCCAGUUUCUCUCAGCUCAAUAUAGUUCCGCCAUAUUUUGAUCGUUUCGCUCUUUGCCCAAUCAUCUUCUCAUGGAAGUUGCCAUUCAAGCUCACAAUUCGCUCGAUAGGAUUAUUGCCGCUAUACAUUUACAGUUGGUUCUUUAGAUUCAUUGCAUUGUUUAUUUAGUGUUAUCUUGUUGUUGUCUGCAGCUCAUCGAUCUGUUCCUCUCUGACGUGCUUGAUCGUUGCUGCCCUCAAUCAUACUCUGUUCGAUCCAUCUUUCUUGUCUAUCUUUUUGCUCAUUUUUGUUCGUAAUUUUUAAGUCUUAAUUGUCCGAUAGAAUCAUGUCUGGAUAUUCUCCUGAAUUGUUUGUGGAAAAUGUGGACCAGGAGUUUCUUUGCAGUAUCUGUUAUAGUGUGUUCAACAAGCCAGUCUCUUGUCAAGAUGGGCAUUCCUUCUGCCACCACUGCAUCACCCAGUGGCAGUCAAAUAAUAAUCAUUGUCCAGUCGACAGGAGAGUUUUAAGUGACACUUCGGUUAGAAAUCUUGCAGUUGAAGGUGCUAUUAGCAGGAGAGUAAUAAAGUGUCCGUCAACAAUCUCUCUUCCUGGUGGCUGCAGCUGGACUGGGCCAACAGCUGGUCUGGAGAAUCACCUACAUUGCGAUAUGAAGAUCAUGGAAUGCAAUUUUAAAGGUAGAGGAUGCAUUCUUCGUUCUUACCAACGUGAACUUGCCCAGCAUCUGCUAAUUUGCCCUGACAGGACAGAGAAGUGCCCUUCCUGUGGUGUGGAUGUUCCACAUAGUAAUCAAUCAGUUCAUGAUGAGCUUUGUGUUGGCAAAUUGGUGCCAUGUCCGAACAAUUGUGGGAUUUUCAGGUUGAAAGAUGCAAGAUGCUCUCCCAUUUGGCUUUUGUGUGUUCAAAGGAAGGGCGACCCUGCCCCCUCUAUGCUGUAGGAUGUACUGAGGUGCACUCAUUAGCUGAUUCAGAUUCCUCAAGCCACCUCAAGCUUCUCCUCGAAGCUCCUGUUUCUGGGGCAUGUGGAGUAAGUCUUUAUAGCAAAGAUUUAGUUAGUAAAUAUCCAUCAAUGAACAUACCAUUUAACAAAAUAAUAUUUGUCAUUACACAUGUCGUCAUGUAAACCUACUACAUUCAAAGCCAUAGUAAGCUGCCACUCUCGGGGAAAUGGGAGGUGGGUGUUUAAUAGUGGUUGUUCAUUAUUUUUCGUCAUCGGGCUAACUGCUUAGAACUAAAUCAUCAUCAAUGUGUGUUUGAGUGAUUUUAUUAGGCGUCCCUUUCUAUUAAGGACUCUUAUAUAUAU